CCGGUCUUUCUUCCAUGAUCCUCUCUCCUCCUCUUCCUCUCCUCGCUGAGCUGCGUCUCUGUCCGCCGGCGCCGCAUCAUCUGCAUCCCUAACAUGGGAACACAAAGCUGCCGUUCUUCCAUCUAGACGGGAAGUCGCACCUCACAGAGUCAAGAUGGGGGGCACAGUGAGUGAGGAGCCACCAGUCUCCCCCAGCUGGCUGAGCCCUGAUCCCACAGCAUGGGCCAGCGGGGCCCCGAUGGACAACAGCACCAGCUUGGGGUCGUUCCCAGCGGAGGACUCCCCCCUGCGGCCCAGCCAGCUGCCACUGCUGGUCAACCCCUGGGACAUCGUGCUGUGCUCAUCGGGGACCCUGAUUGCCUGCGAAAACGCCUUGGUGGUGCUGGUGAUCUGGCAGAACCCGACGCUCAGAGCCCCCAUGUUCCUCCUGAUCGGCAGCCUGGCUCUGGCCGACCUGCUGGCCGGCCUGGGCCUGGUCCUUCACUUCACCUGUGCCUACCUGCUCCGCUCGGACUCGGCCCAGUUGCUAACGGUGGGUCUGGUGGUGGCUUCCUUCUCGGCCUCCGUCUUCAGCCUGCUGGCCAUCACCGUCGACCGCUACCUGUCGCUAUACUACGCCCUCACCUACAACUCGGAGAGGACGGCGGCCUUCACCUACACCAUGCUGGUGUUGCUGUGGGGUCUCUCCCUGUGUCUCGGCCUGCUGCCAGUCACAGGGGUCAACUGCCUGGCCGAGGAGGUCACCUGCAGCGUGGUUCGACCUUUGACCAAGAACAACAUUGCAGUCCUGUCCGUCUCCUUCCUGCUGCUCUUCGGCCUCAUGCUGCAGCUUUACGUCCAGAUCUGCAAGAUCGUGAUGCGCCACGCCCACCAGAUCGCUCUGCAGCACCACUUCCUGGCUGCCACGCCCCACUACGUCACCACCCGGAAGGGCGUGUCCACCCUGGCCAUCAUCCUGGGCACCUUCGCCGCCUGCUGGAUGCCGUUCACUGUCUACUCCCUCAUAGCCGACUACACCUACCCUCCGCUGUACACCUACGCCACGCUGGUGCCUGCCACUUACAACUCGGUCAUCAACCCGGUCAUCUACGCCUUCAGGAACCAGGAGAUCCAGAAGGCGCUGUGGCUGGUGUGCUGUGGCUGCGUGCCGACCAGCGUGGCGCACCGUGCUCGGACACCCAGCGACGUGUGACCUCGGAGACCCCGGGUGGGACGAGAAGGGUCAGCUCUGCUCCUCCGCUGGAGCCGUCCAGCGUUACGAGGAGGGCAGCAGCGUAGGGACGCGGGUGCAGCUCUGGUUGGAGACGCAGCAGCCCGCCGUGUCUUCCUGUCUUCCCAGCGCCAGGCCAAGAAGGUGGGCUGCAUCCUGCCCACUCUGUGUGUUCUUAAUUUCUACCGGAAAGUGCAUCCCCAUGUUCCGGUGCGCGAAAAAAAAACGCAAGCCCUCUGACAGCUCUGUAGCUUUGCUUGUUUUCAUGAUGCACAGAAAUGAUCCCAGCUGAUGAACAGCGGCUGAGCAACACUUGAAGCCCGUUUGGGGCAGCAGCAGCAGCAGCAGCGGCCCGGUUGCUGCCGCCGCCGCCACCGCCGCCGCUGCUGCACUCUGGACGUGCGUCGAAAGCUGAGCAGACCCGGAGAGCUAAAAAUAGACCCGAUGCUCUCUGAUCCGCUCCACAGACGCCGGGGAAGAAAUCUAGCCUCUUUUUCUUCUCGCCUCGCCCAUUUCUCUCCCCCCUCCUCGCUGCUUUCUCUCCUCUCUCUUCUGGCUGUCGAUUGCGCAUGAAUGCGCAACAAUAAGAAAGGUUCCAAACAGACCCGCCCAAGCAGUACCUGCCCUCUGUAUUUUUGUUAGUUUAUAUAUACCAAACCAAAAAGAAAGCCUAUAUUUAACUCUUUUUAAAAAAAAAUCUAUUUAAAGACAUCUCAGGAUCUAUUUGGAGAUCCACUUCACCAAAGUUUUCCACAUUUCUUGUGAUUUGAUCAGAAAGCUACCGAAACCAUUAGAUUUAAAGCAAAACCACGCCAGACUUUUCCUUAAAAUCAAUCAAACUCACUUUAGUUAUAGUUUCUAAUCUAUAAAACAUUUCAUUCCGAGUUGUAUCUGUUUCUAUCUAAAAUGAAAUCCUGUAAAAAGGAAGCAUCCGCACAAACAUGUCUGUUGUGACCUCACAAAAGGUGUGAGGAAUCUGUCCAGCGUUAUUCUGACAAAAUCCGUUUAUAUUAUUGUUUUACUUUCCCCUCUACGUUCAUCAUUUCGAUCAAAUUCUUCAAUCAACAUAGGGUUGAACUUCUUGCUCGAAUUCAGCUCAGAAUGAGUGUUCAAAGUCGUCCAUCAUAACCUUUGCUAAUGCAGGCUGUUUAGCUUGGUUCUCGUGCCUCUUGUGAUGUCACCAACCCAAAUAUAAAGAUGUAUUUUUUUUCCCGUCAGCACCCUUUUU
Xiphophorus hellerii (green swordtail) is the source of this 2438-nucleotide messenger RNA. RefSeq names its product G protein-coupled receptor 12 (gene gpr12). The coding region runs from base 155 to 1192 and encodes 345 amino acids. The record is from RefSeq and is a predicted model, not a curated record. Gene Ontology annotation, molecular function: G protein-coupled receptor activity. Gene Ontology annotation, cellular component: membrane. NCBI's taxonomy places the organism in Eukaryota, Metazoa, Chordata, Actinopteri, Cyprinodontiformes, Poeciliidae. Gene Ontology annotation, biological process: G protein-coupled receptor signaling pathway. The transcript has 2 exons.